CAGUGGUGAGGCUGGAGGAAUGGCUGGCAACAGCAGCCCAACCUCUCUUGAUGACGUGGCCAAGUAAAAGCCACACAAUACGAGUAGAAGUGGUUUUGGAGGUCUCCAAAUAAUUUGGUCGUCGUAGUAAGAAACUACAUUUUAUGUUGCUAAGCAGCCAAUCAGAAAUACUGCAACAAAUUAAUCAUAAUCCAUAUAAUUAAAGAAAAUGGCGGAUCCGAAAGAAAUUACCAACAAAAAGCUUCAAGGCAAGGUCGCGAUCGUCACCGGCGGCGCCAGCGGCAUUGGCGAAGGCACCGCGCGCAAAUUCGCCUUGCACGGGGUGCGCGCCGUCGUGAUUGCGGACGUCCAGGACGAGAAAGGCCAAAACGUCGCCGCAUCGAUCGGUUCCGACCGCUCCAUCUACAUCCAUUGCGACGUGACCGACGAGGACCAGGUCAAGAGCUUGAUCGAAUCGACGGUCAGGAUUUACGGCCGCCUCGACAUCAUGUUCAGCAACGCUGGCGUCGGCAGCGCAGGCGAGCAGACCGUUUUGGAGCUGGACCUGGCCAUGUACGACAGGGUCAUGGCGGUCAACGCCCGCGGAAUGGCGGCGAGUGUGAAGCACGCGGCGAGGGCGAUGGUGGAGGGGCGCGUGAGGGGGAGCAUCGUGUGCACGGCGAGCGUGACGGCGAGCGUGGGGUCGGCGAAGUUCGCGGACUACACAAUGUCGAAGCACGCCGUUUUGGGGCUGAUGAGGUCGGCGAGUGUGCAGUUGAGCGCGUACGGGAUACGCGUCAACUGCGUGUCCCCGGGGAGCGUGACGACGCCGCUGCUGCGGUCGAGUUUUAAGGCGGGUGCGGUGGCGGAGGAGGAGGAUGUGGGGAGGUUGGUGGAGUCAAGUUUGAGGUUGAAAAUAGGGAAGACGAUCUCUGUGGAGAAUAUAGCCGACGGCGUCGUCUUUUUGGCUUCUGACGACUCUGAAUUUGUCACCGGGCAUAAUUUGGUUGUGGAUGGUGGGUUUAUCAGCAGGCUAACCUGAAGAUUACAGAUAGUUUUUUUAUUUCUUUCUCAAGUGACAAAUGAAAGAUCCCAAGGGAUAUAACAUUGAAAGUAGUCAAGAUCCGAAAGUUGCAGAUUCCUCAUGGCGGAAUUAUGAUGACUUCAAUGAAUGGUUUUGUUUUGGUUUGUCUUUCUUUUGAUGGAGUAAUGGUAUGAUCAUUCUGUUUGUCAGGUGACGCUUCUUUUGCAAUUUGUAGGUCACCUACUUGUUUUGUUUAAUCAACCUUUCUGAACGCUUGAACAUAUGCUUGACUUCCUAUUGCCCAUCUUUGGGGCUUACACCACAGCCAGAGGCAUCUAGACUUGUAAUUAGAUUUUUUUUUUCUUCUCUUUUUGGCUUAGC
This is a messenger RNA of Prunus persica (peach), 1384 nucleotides long. Its product is annotated as (-)-isopiperitenol/(-)-carveol dehydrogenase, mitochondrial. The transcript has 2 exons. Gene Ontology annotation, molecular function: oxidoreductase activity. The record is from RefSeq and is a predicted model, not a curated record. Lineage: Eukaryota; Viridiplantae; Streptophyta; Magnoliopsida; Rosales; Rosaceae. The coding region runs from base 209 to 1021 and encodes 270 amino acids.